Emericellopsis cladophorae is the source of this 1317-nucleotide messenger RNA. RefSeq lists its product as uncharacterized. Bases 1 to 1317 code for a protein of 438 amino acids. The transcript has 4 exons. Gene Ontology annotation, molecular function: glucan endo-1,3-alpha-glucosidase activity. Lineage: Eukaryota; Fungi; Ascomycota; Sordariomycetes; Hypocreales; Bionectriaceae. The record is from RefSeq and is a predicted model, not a curated record.
AUGUUUUCAUUCCGUUCUGUCGCGGCGCUGCUGGCCAGCGCACUCCAUGUUUCGUCGGCCAAUGCCCGCGGUUUCUAUGCCCACUACAUGGUUGGUGGCAUUAUUGAAGGCACUGACCAUGCCGCGCGCGACAUUGACGACGCCUCUGCUCUAGGAUUCGAUGCCUUCGCGCUGAAUAUUGGGGCCCCCGACGCGGACUGGGCCACAGGCGCCAUCAAGCAGCUCUUCGACUAUGCCGACAAUACAGACUUCAAGCUCUUCUUCAGCGUGGACUUUUACCAGGAGUCCAACAUUGACGCCUACAACAAACUGCUGCAAGACUAUGUCGGGCGUCCAUCCUACCUCCGCGCCGGCGACGACAAUUACCCGGUGGUGAGCUCCUUCAGCGUCGGCGAACACGACCCAGCGAGGUUCAGGAAAUGGAAGUGGGAGAGUCUCGGUGACCAGAUGUACCUGCUGCCCAACGCAGACAAUGCACCUGGAUACAGCAACCCCGGAUCAUGGUUCCAAGGCGACUGGGGUAACACCGUCGAUGGCGUCUUUGGCUGGGAAACGGCCUGGCCAUGGGGUGGCAACCAGCCGGAGAACGUGUCCAGCGGCUUCGAUACCGAGGUCCUGAACGCUGCGCACAGCCAAGGAAAGACGUACAUGGCCCCCCUGUCGCCUCUCCAGUUCAAGGAUUGCUGCGGUCAGAAAAACUACCGUAUUGGCGAGGUCAACCUGCCUCAGCGCAUGGCUCAGCUGCUGACUCUGAGCCCCGACUUUGUCGAGUUCAUCACCUGGAACGAUGCUGGCGAGAGCCACUACAUUGGCAACAUCUGGUCCGAGAGCCAAGUCAACGAGGAUAUCAAGAAGUACGCCAACAAUGAGGACUGGCCACACUUUGGUUGGCAGCCGCUCAUCGCGUCCUUUGGAAACGCCUACAAGCAUGGCCAUGGACCUGACGGCAUGCGCCCGCAGAGCGACGACGAGGUGAUUGGCGCCAUGUGGUACCGCACGUUCCUCAGCUCGGGCAGCUGCAACGGAAACAAGCCCGCCAACUGGAAGUCGGCCGUCGACGCAGUCAACUGGGCUCUUGUCGUGGAUCAGGGUGUAACCGACUUCAAGGUCAGGGUCUCGAGCGGCGGCCAGAUCAUCUCGGAGACCAAGCUGUCGCCUGGUCUCAACUACGCCGCUUCUGCUGGCGUCCGCCAGGGCGCGCAGAAGAUCGAGGUCGUCAGGGGGAACACGGUCGUCAAGGUCGCCAAGAGCGCGAAGCAAGUGACUGAUGGCAGCGAGCACUGCUUCUACAACUUCCAGGUGGCCGGGCUGGAGUAA